AUGCGCGUCCUCUUCUUAUAUUCCUGCCUUUACUGGCUUCUAGUACCAGCUUUGGCAGGUAGUCAGACGGCAGAGGACAUCCAAAGAGUCAUUCGAGAGCAGCACGGGGACUCGACGGCGCUCUCCAAUAUUUCGGCGGCAUCGUGGGUAGCCUCCCCCGUCGUCCGGGGCAGCAUCGACAUCAUCUGGACGUGCGUCGUCACCCUCGGCGCCUGCGUCUAUACCGUCCUCCAUCUCAACGUCCCUGCAAAGAACGGGCGCUACGCCGGACUCAUCGACAAGCUACGAUGGGUCGUCAUCGCCAUUCUUUUCCCGGAAUAUGUUCUCGUCAUUGCAGCCUAUCAACUCCGAGAAGCGCAGAACCUGAGGAAGGAGUUGCAAAAGCACUUGGACAACAACGCCUCUACGUCGAAGCAGCUUGUCGAACUCGACUUUUGUUUCUUUGUGAUUAUGGGAGGUUACCAGGUUACCAUCAAAGACAUUCAACCGGGGCCAGAGUUCACGUAUAACAGCAACUGUGAAGAUAUUCAUCGGCUGUCCUCGGAAGGAUUUCUGAGGCUGGUUGAACUGGGCGAAAUCAACAUCGAGACCGCGGUGAGGACGUCGCACUUGAAAGACAGGAGCAAGGCCAACAUCAUUCAAAAGGCGUUGGUUUUGAUGCAAAUCGGUUGGAUGCUGCUCCAGUGUAUCGCCAGAAAAGCCCAAGGACUCCCCAUAACCCUCCUGGAGUUGCACACAAUGGUCCAUGUUGCUUGCGCCGCAGCGAUGUACAGCUUCUGGUUCUCCAAGCCUUUGGAUAUCGGCUAUCCAGAGAUGCUGGACUCGGAGUCUGAAACGAUGAGAGGCUUUCUGGCUCUUUCUGUGCAAUCACAGCUUUGCAAGAAGAACGAAAUCGAAUUCACCAUCCAGACACAGGAGCUCGAAAGCAACUCUACGCACCCUGGUAAUCAUAGCGCUGGUUCUCAACCCCGUGCGUCGAGUAUUACUUUGUUGCCGAACGAUCCUACACAAGAACCACACCUCACGGACGACGUCAUGGACGACGAGAAUGCAGUAUCAAUCCUGGAAAUCGGACAAUCUCUAAGCUGCGGUAUCAGACUUCGCUCAGAAAAAUCUGUGACUCCAUCAAAGACCAAAUUGAGGCUCACAGCCGAGGACAGAACCCGUUUGGAGCGGUCGACUCACUUCGUCAGAAGUCUGUCACGACCUGUGACCGAAACCCCGAGCAGCACACCUUUGCGCCUAAAAUCUUACAGUCUAUGUUUUUCAGAAAAGGGUAAUAAUGAGAUUGGGCUGGAUUACCGUCAAGAAGGCGUAUCCAUCUAUAAUUACUUGAGUCACUUCCACGAUCUUGAAUCUAUGGGCGUCCUUUCGUCGGCGAAUGACCGACCCAUCAUGGCGAAGACAUCACCAAUCAAGCCGAGCUUGAUUGGAAUUCUUUUGCCCUUUAUCUAUAGCGGCCUUCAUUUGGUCGCCUGGAAUUAUGAGUUCCCAACAACAGCCGAGGGUAUAAUGUGGAAGGUUGCCUGCAUAGUAUCAUGCAACCCCAUCGGUUGGGUUCUUAUCUUCAUCAUGGCCAGAAUCAUCGAAUUCAAGAUAGGGGAUAAAGAUGAUUAUGAUGUUUUACUCCAUGUCAUCAUCUAUGUCAUUCUUGAAAUCGUCUUCGCAGCCUUCAUUCUUCUGAAAGUCAGCGGGCGGGUUUUCCUGGCCGUCGAGUCUUUUGCGAGCAUACGAAGACUUCCGAUAGGCGCUUACUCUAUGCCUGUAUGGCUGCAGAUGCUUCCUCAUUUGUAG
This is a messenger RNA of Colletotrichum higginsianum IMI 349063, 1794 nucleotides long. Its product is annotated as Oxidoreductase. The transcript is spliced from 3 exons. NCBI's taxonomy places the organism in Eukaryota, Fungi, Ascomycota, Sordariomycetes, Glomerellales, Glomerellaceae. Bases 1 to 1794 code for a protein of 597 amino acids. The record is from RefSeq and is a predicted model, not a curated record.